Messenger RNA from Microcebus murinus (gray mouse lemur), 2936 nucleotides. The record is from RefSeq and is a predicted model, not a curated record. Lineage: Eukaryota; Metazoa; Chordata; Mammalia; Primates; Cheirogaleidae.
GGCGUGAGCCACCGCGCCAGCCUGGCCUCAAAUCUAUUCCUAUUUUAAGACUCCAGUUUUUACAAACAAACAGAAGUGAAGAGGAGGACAGUGUAUCAGAAGAAUCUGAUAAGGCAAAGUGAUCAAAUCCAUUGUUCGUGGUAGCCACCUGGCGAUAAGGACGGCAACGCCUGAGAAAGGACAAAAGACGAUCUUCAGUAGGAGCCACCCACCCAGAGCCACAGGAAACCGAAAAGCUCACAUGGGCCAGGAAAGAAGGCACCCACGACGCAGACCACCGGCGCCGUCGCCGCGUCUCCCCGCGCCGGGAACCUCGCGCCAAACGGCCAAUCAGCAGCGACGCUGGACGUAUACGCCUUACGCCGCGGUAUUAGGGCAAGAUGGCUGCGCCCUGCAGAAUUUGUCUCGUCGCCUAAGUUUUUUGUGCCUCGCUCCUGUCAGAUUCAAAGUCACAUAGCGAUUUUUCUCCCAACAUGUUCUCCGUCCGAGGCUGUGGCCGCUGGGCCGCGGCUUCCCUCGUCAAACAGCACCUUCGGGUGGCCCGGUUCUGCGGUGACAGCGCGGCCCCCGGGACUCCGCACUUCGACGUGGUAGUCAUUGGUGGAGGACAUGCCGGGACCGAGGCAGCCGCUGCUGCCGCUCGGUGUGGCUCCCGGACUCUGCUCCUCACGCACCGCGUGGAUACGAUCGGUCAGAUGUCAUGUAAUCCUUCCUUUGGUGGCAUCGGAAAGGGGCAUUUAAUGAGAGAAGUGGAUGCCUUGGAUGGCCUGUGUUCUCGCAUCUGUGACCAGUCUGGUAUACAUUACAAAGUAUUAAACCGCCGUAAGGGACCAGCUGUGUGGGGUCUGAGAGCUCAAAUUGACAGGAAACUUUAUAAACAGAACAUGCAGAAAGAAAUCCUGAAUACCCCCCUGCUUACUGUUCAGGAAGGAUCUGUGGAAGAUCUUAUUCUUACAGAACCAGAGCCCGAACACCCCGGGAAAUGCCGUGUCAGUGGUGUUGUUUUGGCGGAUGGAAGCACAGUAAAUGCAGAAAGUGUGAUUCUGACUACUGGAACAUUUCUGAGGGGCAUGAUUGUAAUUGGAUUGGAGAGGCAUCCAGCAGGACGGUUAGGGGAUCAGCCUUCUAUAGGGUUGGCUCAGACUUUGGAGAAGUUGGGGUUUGUGGUGGGAAGGUUGAAGACUGGGACUCCACCCCGCAUUGCCAAAGAGUCCAUUAAUUUCAGCAUUCUAGACAAGCAUACACCAGAUAAUCCAUCCUUACCAUUCAGCUUUGUCAAUGAGACAGUGUGGAUUAAGCCAGAAGAUCAGCUGCCAUGUUACUUGACUCACACUAACCCUAGAGUGGAUGAGAUUGUCCUUGAGAACCUCCACCUUAAUAGUCAUGUUAAGGAAACUACAAGAGGACCCCGAUACUGUCCCUCCAUUGAAUCAAAGGUUUUGCGUUUUCCAAACCGUCUACAUCAAGUUUGGUUGGAACCUGAAGGAAUGGAUUCUGACCUUAUCUAUCCCCAGGGGUUAUCUAUGACGCUACCAGCUGAGUUACAGGAAAAAAUGAUCACGUGCAUCAGAGGCUUGGAGAAAGCUAAAAUGAUUCACCCAGGCUAUGGUGUUCAGUAUGAUUAUUUAGAUCCCCGUCAGAUCUCUCCUUCCCUCGAGACUCAUUUGGUUCAACGGCUCUUCUUUGCUGGACAGAUCAAUGGCACCACUGGUUAUGAGGAAGCUGCAGCUCAAGGUGUGAUAGCUGGAAUCAAUGCCAGUCUCCGGGUCAGUCGAAAGCCUCCCUUUGUCGUUAGCCGAACGGAAGGCUACAUAGGAGUCUUGAUUGAUGACCUCACCACACUGGGCACCAGCGAACCCUAUCGCAUGUUUACCAGUCGAGUGGAGUUCCGUUUGUCACUGCGCCCUGAUAACGCUGACAGCCGGCUCACGUUUCGAGGGUAUAAGGAAGCUGGCUGUGUGUCCCAACAACGAUAUGAAAGAGCUUCUUGGAUGAAGUCUUCUUUAGAAGAAGGCAUUUCUGUGUUGAAAUCCAUUGAGUUUUCAAGCUCUAAAUGGAAAAGCUUAAUCCCAGAGGCUUCUAUAAGUAUUACCAGAAGUCUGCCUGUAAGCGCUCUGGAUGUUCUGAAGUAUGAGGAAGUUGACAUGGAGUUAUUAGCUAAGGCUGUUCCAGACCCCUUGAAGAAGUACACUAAAUGUAGAGAGCUAGCUGCAAGACUGAGAAUAGAAGCCACUUAUGAAUCAGCAUUUUUCCAGCAACUACAAGAAAUAAAGGAAGUUCAGCGAGAUGAAGCUCUCCAGCUGCCAAGAGACCUAGAUUAUUUGUCUAUCAAGGAUGUGUCUUUGUCCCAGGAAGUUCGAGAGAAACUACAUUUCAGUCGUCCACAGACGAUUGGGGCUGCUAGUCGUAUACCGGGAGUGACACCUGCUGCCAUCGUCAAUCUGCUCAGAUUUGUGAAGACCACUCAGCAGAGACAGGCAGCUAUGAAUCAAUUGCCCAAGACUGACCAAUACUUAUAUGAUACAGACAAACUUCAAGAGAGAGAGCUAUAGCUUUCAUUUCAUAGAAGACUUCUAAAAAUUGUGAAUAAUUUAAGCAAUACGCAAGUAUAGAUAAGAGAUGAGAACUAUUUAGCACCUGUUAAAAUAGCUUUAGUAGGUUAUUAUGAGUUUGUCAUUAAUUUAUGAUAGAGGACAGAGAUUAUAAUUAUGCUUUUUCUGUGUCUGAAAAAACUAGUUGUAAACAAUUUAUAUUCUUUCUCUAAGAAGCUCUAAUAUGGUUAGCCUGUUCAUAUAUCUGUGCAUUGUUCAUCAAAGAGACAUAUAGUGAACCUAAAACUAAACCUGAAAACAAAAAUCACAAACUUGCACAUUUGCCUACUUAUAAGGACUUUGCCCAUUAAGAGUACUAAAUUAAUUAAAAGUCUUUGAACCUGU